Ctenocephalides felis (cat flea) is the source of this 711-nucleotide messenger RNA. RefSeq names its product interferon-inducible double-stranded RNA-dependent protein kinase activator A homolog A-like. The record is from RefSeq and is a predicted model, not a curated record. The transcript has a single exon. Lineage: Eukaryota; Metazoa; Arthropoda; Insecta; Siphonaptera; Pulicidae. Bases 1 to 711 code for a protein of 236 amino acids.
AUGGCUGAGGAGACUCCAGUAACGAUUUUAACAAACUUUUGCGCGGCCAGCAAACUGCCAUUGCCUGAAUUCACCUUGAUUCAUGACGGAGCGGGCACCAGGAACCCCAUUUUCAAAUUUGAAAUGCGUCUAACAUUGAAGGAUACUAAAAUAACAGUAGUGGGAGCAAGAACCACGAAGACACAAGCUAAACAGGAGUCCGCAAGAUUGGCACUUGAGAAGUUAUCGGAAAUGAAUUUAUUUCACCCAAAAAAAUUGGAGGUUAAGGACACCGUUGAGGCUAGUACAUCCACCAGUGCUAAUUCCGCACCAGUGGGACUGUUAGCUGAGUUUUGUGAUAAAAAACAUCUACCGACACCUUUGUCUAGUUUAGACGAAGAUACAGGGCCGGCUCAUGGCGAAAAAUUUACUACGCAAUGUUCUGUAUCUACUUUUGAAGAAACUGCAAGUGCAUGUACCAAAAAUGAUGCCAAACAGUUAUCGCCUCAGAAAAUGAUAAAUAUGUUAGAUGAAUUAGAUAUUGAUGAGCAUGUAGAACCAAUCAAUGAAACGAUGGUUCCUAAAAUUAUAAAAGCAAGAUCUAAAUUUCAUCUACCGAUUGUGGUAAAUAAUAUAGCGGAAUAUCACCCUUUCGUCAAAUGUGGUGAGGAAAAUUGUAAAAAAGCUGUAUCGAUUUUGAACGAUAAUUCUUUAGGAGCAGAAGAAAAUUGA